UGCCCCGCAAUAAACUUUCUAUUAUUUUCUGACGAGCGGUAGCAGUUCUCCGAUCCUUGGCGUUAGAUGAGCGGGAGUUAUUGUUGAUCCGUGCGAGAAGAAGUGUCUAGUUAAGCAAAAGUUUGAAACGUGUUCGAACGCAACGACGUCACUCUUCUGUCUUAUUCACUUCGCUGUCGUUCCCCUCUGUUAAUCGUUGUCUCUCGAACGUGCUCGUACUUAUGUACUCUCUACAGCCCGUGCGAUAACACAAUUGUCGGAGUUGUCACGCACGGCAAUUAUUCUGAUUGAAUUAUCGGCAGGAGCGGUGUUUCGUGAAAAGUUAGUCGAAGUUUGAUACUAUAGACCAAAAGCGAGCACGCGGCAUUAAGCCAAACGCGUUUGCGUUUAACAACCUGUUGAUAGAACGAUUCCAGUCCUCGCACCGCUUUCGUGUGAAAUUUUUGGCUGUAUACGGUAAUCUUCUAUGAUUUCUCCUAAGUUUACAUAAAAAUAAAUGUAAAAUAAUUGCAGUUGUCACUCGCGCUUAUUCACUCACUGUUACGCUUGCGUUUAUAGGAGACGUUGAUUACUAUCGCGAAACAACUCGCGGUACGAAUCGAUAGCAGGACGAUCGUUGCUCAGUCGCAAGGAGCCUUUUUUCUCGGCCGCAGAACUUUCCCUACCUGAAUACAGACGAACUUUUUUACCCUUCCUAUUUUACCUUCGGUUUACCUUCGGCGAACCAUUAAAAAAACGAAUAUACACCCUACGUACUCUACGUUCUAGCGUGCAGCUUUCCUUUUUUUUUAAUUAGCAGCGUCUUCUCGGUGCGCAAAGAGAGAUUGAGAAUGCGAUAUUUUCUGAACUGACCAUAAAAUGUCUCUCCCUAAUUCCGUAUUUGAUCACGAUAGUGUCCAGGAGCGAUCAACUAUAAUGUCUCAAAUGGUAUCUGUGUAACAAGCCGCCAGUAAUUAUUUGUUAACGUGGCAUAAUUUAAUUUGUUACAUAUAUCCAUGUGAAUUUUAUUACAAACGUAAAUAAAUGCAAGUUCUACAGAGAGCGAGUUUUGUUAAGAAUGAAUUAAAAAUUUAAUAUUACCAAAGAUGCAUAAAAAAUUUGUAAAAAUAUAGCUAGUAAUUUUUUACUCGGAAUAAAAUUGUAUGUAAUGUUACACUAAAAAUAUCACCGUGCUAUAUAUGUGUUAUUUGAAGUCCACGAUAAAACUUGCGAUAUCGGUUAUUUAAAAACGCUUUUUUCCGUAGGAUAAAGUUUUAUCCGGCUUCUUCAUUAAAUGUCGUUAUAGAAAUACUGGUAUGCACGCAGACGUCUUAUCGCAGAUAGGCGACUUUUAUUUUUGAUCUGAUAUAUCGAACGAAUAUAUCGAUUUUGCUGUCUAUUGAUCGAUGAUCAGCGUCCACAUGGUCCUCUCUUUAAACGUGUCUUCUACGAUUCUCCCAAAGAUUUGAUAAAGUUAAUCAAUGAUAUUAAAAUCUAAAAUACUUAUUAUAAAAUGAUCUUUAAAAAUGUCAUGUAGAAAACAUGCUUUUAAAUACAAAUAUUCAUCUUGAGAAGCACAAAAAAGUGACAUAAAAUAAUUACUACGUAUAUCCAGCUGCUAUCUUGCUGUGUAGUAACGCCAUCGUCUAUGCAGUUGCUAAUUUGCUUCUACUUAUUAGCGCUUUUGCCCUCGCGCUAAUAAGACAUUGAAAGAUGAAUAGACGAUUGACUCUGCCGGUGCUUUGUGUCUGUAACGAGACUGACGACAGUAACAUUCGCAAGAAAGAAUCAUGGUUGUAGUCUAGUAGCGUCUUCGGUGUCGUGUGCGGACAAAGACAUGGUGCACUAAAAAUACGAUGCAAGUGGCUAAAUUGAUUCCGCAUCUGGCAGUACGCACUGGGAAGGGGCCGCAAGAUCUUAGUAAUUAUUUAUUGACAAACAACGUUCCUAGUAUCGUAAAAAUAUUGUUAGUCUUUAGUAAAGAUGAUCCACAAAUGGACAUACUUGCUAAUACCGCGAGAAGAUUGGGAUGGAGUGUAUCGGUGGCAAAAGAUGCGGAGAAAGCAAUAGAACUUUUUCAAAAUCGCGCUCACGAAUUAGUAAUUAUCGAUCAUAGAGGACAUCACGCGGCAGAAGGCGAUGCUAUUUGUAGAGCGAUCAGAUCAAGUCCGGUUUACCACAAUUCUGUCAUUAUAGCGCUCGUAAAAAAAUCAUACUUCAUGCUCGAUGAGAAAGAUCAUAUUGUGGCACUGAACUUGCUAGAAACAGGCUUUAGUAGAGCACUGAUAGAAUGUUCACACGAAGGUAUAUUAAUAAACGAAUUAGUAGGGAUAUAUACUAGCUCAUUAUUGCCAAGAACUCAACUAGCAGCAGCGCAUGCAUUAUAUUUGGCACUCGACAGGUGUCGCGAUAUGGUGCAUGUAACCAAUGAUAAGAACAUUGUUCAGUUUCUAAAUAAAGUCAGCGAAAAACUGUUAGGAUAUAAGGCAGAGGAGAUGAUGGGAAGAAAUCUCUCGGAAAUAGUAUACUUUGAAAAUUUCACUCUCAUGGAGCAGCAAUUGGCUAAAGGCCGGGAAUUCGAAGGGAAUAUGAAUUGCAAGAGGAAAAACAAUCAAAUGAUUACGAUCAAUUGCAGGAUAAUUCCAUUCUGUAUCACGUUAAAAAAACCAAGUCACUACAUAUACGUAUACGACACUACGUAUCUGUCGGAAAAUUCAGCACCGAUAAGCCCAGUUGGCAGUCCGUUGCAUCCUCCUCUUAAAACGACUAUAUUAUCGAACGCACGGAAAUCCUCGGAUGUCAAAUCUGGUAUAAGCGAAGGCCGCAGGCGGUCCAGCUUGCAGAAACUGCAUACUUUGCAAUUGGAAGCUCCCAUCACUAAAGUCAUUACGUUACUUUCGAACGCGGUCACGGAUACGACUAAUCCGGAAACAGCAGCGCAGAUCGAUAAGGCAAUCGAUAUUCUAAAGACGACGGAGCUCUACGUGCCACAUCUUAAAGAAGAUAGAGCAAUGUACAGUGAUCCAGUUGCUACGGAUCUCGUGGGCGCGUUACUUGCCUCUCCGCGCACUGCGUGGGAAUCUAGAAGAUCAUCGUCAGAUUCCGCGAGAUUAUCCACUAUCAAAGCUAUCACUUGCCCGGCCAACUCACGUGUGCAGGUGAAAAAUUUUCGGGGGCCGCAAGAGCUCACUGAUAUGCUAGACAACAGUCUUGACUGGGGUUUCGAGAUAUUCAAGCUUGAGGUGCUGACGGAGAAAAGACCGCUCGUUUUUCUAGGACUGACGAUCAUGAACUUAUAUCAAGUGCCCGCUACAUUACAUUGCGAUGAGAAGACGUUGCAAAAUUGGCUAGCCAUUAUUGAACACAAUUACAACUCGGAAAAUAGCUAUCACAACUCAACACACGCGGCCGACGUUAUGCAAGCCACUGCGAGAUUUAUGCAAUCGAAAAGGCUCAAAGAAAUUUUAGAGCCUGUAGAUGAGGUUGCUGCUUUAAUAGCUGCCGCUGCACACGAUAUUGAUCAUCCUGGGCGGUCCAGUCAAUUCCUUUGCAAUGCCAACAGUCGUUUGGCGAUACUCUAUAAUGAUCUGUCGGUUCUUGAAUCGCAUCAUGCAGCCUUAACGUUUAAACUAUCGCUCUCCGAUGACAGUGUGAACAUCUUUAAAAAUCUGGAGCGAGAUGCGUACAAACUGUUACGACAAAAUGUCAUUGACAUGAUUCUGGCGACCGAAAUGACGAAGCACUUCGAGCACCUGGCGAAGUUCAUGAACGUUUGCAGCGCAAGAAUUGGUGAUGGUCAAGAGACUUAUUCAGAUUCUCUGGAUAUGUCUGUGGUUCUACAGCCAGAUAAUGUAAUUCUGAUUAAAAGAAUGAUGAUCAAAUGCGCGGAUGUGUCUAAUCCAACGCGGCCAUUAAGCUGUUGCGUCGAAUGGGCGAGACGAAUCGCAGAGGAGUACUUUAAUCAGACUGACGAGGAGAAAAAGUUGAAAAUGCCAGUCGUAAUGCCGAUGUUCGAUAGAAUGACGUGUUCGAUACCAAAAUCGCAAAUCGGUUUCGUCGAUUAUAUCAUUAACGACAUGAUCGAGGCUUGGGAUGUAUUCAUUGACAUGCCGGAAAUAGUGGGCUACAUGCGGCACAACUACGAGAAAUGGAAAGAAUAUAAUGAACAGGGUAUAUCCACUUUACAAGAUGUCGAGAAGCUGCAACAACAUCCCGAGAUGCAAAUACUGCGAUUAUCUUGAAAAGCGCGUCUUGUUUCUAUGCCUCGUUAUGUAACAUUUACGCUGCGAUUAUCGCAAAGACGUGUAUAGUAUUUAUGUAUUUAAGGAUAGAGUAACGAUUCGUGCCUCCUCGAGUCGUUUCUAAGAAAAUACAUGUAAUUUGCCGUUUUGCACGCCAUCAGCAUCUUCAUUAUUUAUAUAUAACUCCACUCCCCUCGAUGACACUCGCCUGUAUUUUAAACGCGUGACACAUUGGUAAGAUAUUUAUAAUAUUAAGAAAGAAAUACCUUUGUAUAUGCAGCUCCGUUAAAUGUGUUACUUCAAUGAAGUCUUCGCUGCUGCGCAUGCUGAUCAUUAAAUUGUGUAUAUGAGAGCAACAAAUAAAUAAGAACGUUGCAUUUAAAUAAUUUCUGAUUCUUUACAGCCAGAACUUAAUUCCUCGUCCAGUUUUGUCAUUAAGUUUCGGCAGUGACUAUUAUUUGGAAGGACUGGUGUAACUGUUGAAAUAAAAUACUCGCAUUAUAUGUGUCGGCGGAUUUCACUUUAUUGUUUCCUUCAGCCAAGAAAUGGCGUAGGGCCUAUUUCUAUGCGCUGCACAAAUUACAGAAUUGAAAAAAAAAACCAGAUAUAUAAAGUGUAAGCCGUAUCGAGAUGGAAUUUUGCACAAUUUUUAUCAACAGAGCGUAUAUAAUUUCAGUUAUGCAAAUUACAAAUUUUUCAGUUUUCUUUUGUCAAUACCGGAAUUACGCACUCGCUCUCUCAAUCUAGGACUGCCCUGACAUAACGUUGUUGCAUCUAAGAACGAUAAUUACACUUGUGCACGUUACAAACCAAAGAGAAUGAGUAUAAUAACAUCAAUAGCCCAUCGAGUUACAAGUACUAGCCUAAAAGCUCAUUGUAAGUUCAAAUUCAUCGUAAAGAUUUUUACGUAUGCUGACAUAUGCUUACAGUACACAUAUGUGUUACAUCAUAAUAUUCUCUACGGAACGCACGGAUGGUCGCUUUAUCCAGUUUUAUCAAAGAGACAUUUAGUCUUUGUUUUAUCCCUACAGACAAUCAGAGUAUCGGGUCACUUUUAGAGUUUAUUCGAAGUAUGACACGUAAACACACGGAGUACCUCACGAUAAUAUCUCGGAGUAAAGAUGAA
This is a messenger RNA of Vollenhovia emeryi, 5346 nucleotides long. It is a transcript of the gene Pde8, whose product is annotated as high affinity cAMP-specific and IBMX-insensitive 3',5'-cyclic phosphodiesterase 8A. Bases 1836 to 4220 code for a protein of 794 amino acids. NCBI's taxonomy places the organism in Eukaryota, Metazoa, Arthropoda, Insecta, Hymenoptera, Formicidae. The record is from RefSeq and is a predicted model, not a curated record. Gene Ontology annotation, molecular function: 3',5'-cyclic-nucleotide phosphodiesterase activity. Gene Ontology annotation, biological process: signal transduction; positive regulation of ERK1 and ERK2 cascade. The transcript is spliced from 18 exons.